AUGGAAUUAGGGCAGCAGCGACCAUCUCAGCUGCUGGCCAAGAUGAAUGAGCUCGCGAAGAACUCGGGCGCCGAAGGUGACAGGCUUAAGAAUUUGUGGCUAGCGCGACUGACGGCAUGGGUACGCGCAAUCUCGAGCAACAACAGAGCAGACACGAAACUUGAGGACCUCGCCGAGAUGGCCGACAAGGUGAUUGACAAUCUACGCAAUGGGGAGCUGUUGGCCGUGGACGCCGGCUCUGCCCGCAGCUUGUCGUCGAACCCAACCGUAGCAGAGGUGAACGUCGAGCUGCUAACCCAAAUGAAAACCAUGGCACUGGAGCUCAAGAAGCUGCGCAGUGAGGUAAACGCCAUCAACAACCGCCGUCAUAGUAAUGGUGGUAGGCGAUGGGCGCCCUGGGAUAUGUAUGAACGAGGCAUUUGUAACUAUCUCCAGUAA
This is a messenger RNA of Parnassius apollo (apollo), 438 nucleotides long. Lineage: Eukaryota; Metazoa; Arthropoda; Insecta; Lepidoptera; Papilionidae. The record is from the annotation of a GenBank genome assembly.